AUGCCAGUCACACGUCACUUUAUCGAGGGAGCUCUAGAGCCUGACUCCAAUGUUUACAAUGUGACCUGUUCCCUUGACGAUCUGCCUUCCAAAGAGGUAAUUGAUCGAAUAAUUGUCGAUUAUGUCCUCUACCUCAUUGGCAAGCACGGAUCUUACGGUCUUCAGUUAUUUCCGGGUAAGGAGGGCCGUACAGAGUGGCACAGGACAACUCAGUACAUAAUGCGAUGCCUAGUGGAACGAGCGGCCGAAUUCGAAAAGGCGUUCCUGCCUCGAUUCGAGAAUCGGCAAGCGCUUCUUCUGAAGAGGCCUGAAAACGCCGAGGUAGACUUUAAGCAGACACUGGAGGCGAUUUGGAGCGAUGGACUAACGAAUUGGGGUCGCUUUUUGGCCUACAUAAGUUUCGUAGGUGCCUACUGCUUGAGCGCAUUAAACGCGGGCAUGAUCUAUGAGAUUAAAUUCCUUGUUGAAGCAGCCGUUGAUAAGCUUGAACAAUGCAUUGGCAGCUGGAUAAAAAGGAGCGGAGGUUGGAGAGUUUGUUAUUUGAAGCUAAAAGAUGUGAACCUGCUAGAACUUUGA
Hydatigera taeniaeformis is the source of this 576-nucleotide messenger RNA. The record is from the annotation of a GenBank genome assembly. Lineage: Eukaryota; Metazoa; Platyhelminthes; Cestoda; Cyclophyllidea; Taeniidae.